AUGAUCAUUGUUUUUAAAUUCCUCAUACUCGUAAUGAUGGCCACUGAUUCUCAAUGUCUCAAUUGUCUACGGACGGCGAUAUCGAUCGUAGCCAUGCUGCUGUUGCAAGCAGGUUCCUUCAAUUCGAUCCACUGUUAUGAGAUAUACGAUCCCAUCGAUCAGAUGGCCGAUGAAUCGGUGGUCACAGUGGAAAACCACCACAACCACCACCACCAAUUGCCACCAGCAUCAAACAUUUCGAUCCAACAGCACAAAGUGGUGGAUGCUUCCGACGACGAUGGUCAAGUCGGGUUCGAUUGUCUCAACAAGACCGAAGGAUACUAUGGCGAUGAUCGCUACUGUGACAUGUUCCAUUACUGCAAGGCCGACGGCAAUCGCUUCACAUUUGCCUGCCCAGCCGAUAGUUAUUUCAAUCAGGAAUCGAUUGCUUGCGAACGAAUGGUUGAUCUUCAGCGUGAAUGUCGUAAUCAUACUGGUGACACUUUAGUCAGCCUUUUCAGUUCCACGACUUUGGUGCCACCCACCAAUUACGUCGAAUCCCCGAUAACAACAACUACUGCUUCCAACAACAUCUCAACGUCAACAACAACGACAACUACAACGACUACUGAAUUGCCAUUCAGAAUCAAUCCAAUUAUCAAGUCUAACCUUACAAACAAUAACAAUAGCAAACCUUUGGUCAAGCCUCCACUUGCCAAUUUGACUGCAAAGUUUGUUCCCAAACCUGAGGUUCCAAAAUUGUCCAUCGAUUCAGGCAUCAAAAACAUUGACAUUAUGACGAAUGAGGAUGAUGUGCAUUCAUUGUUCAAUCAAUUCGACAUGUCGUCUUCUGAUUUUCAGCCAUACAUGUGGCCACAGCCAGAAUCAGACAUGACCAGACAACCGUCGAUACAGUCUUCACCACAAGAGGAUCAUGAACACAUCAAUCAUUCAUCGAGCGAUGCUCGUCAAAGUCUAUCUGUUUCGAUACAGCGAUUUCUACGAGACAAUGUCCAACUGCCAUCUCACUUUAUUCGCAUGGUGCCUCGAUUCUGGCGACAUUUGCAAUCAUCACUACUUCGCACUGAAAACAACUUGAACAACAAACCACCAAUGAUUGGCCAAGACAGCAACAUUGUGCCGGUUUGGAACAAACCUUCGACUCGGUUACAGCAACGAUUCGAAGAGCAGAAAUCAAUGGCCACUGAAAACGACGAUGAUAACGACGACGAAAACAAACUGGCUGGACUAUCCACCUUGUCCAUUCCGGUGUUGAUACCGAUCAACCUGACUCGUGAAGAUUACCGUCAAAAUAUGGCCACAAGUCUGCUGAAACCAAUAGUGAUUCCGCUAAAAGAUCGAGGCAAACUAGUGCCUGCCUACGUCCUGCGAUUCAAUCAACAUCGACUGAAAAAGCGUUCUUCAGUGCCCGGUGCUAGCGGAAAGGACGAGAACAACAAUAAAGCAGCCGGAAGUGGCCACAAGAAACUGUUACCCAAAUUGACAUUGCGUUCCAGUUUGCUCACCAGCCUGAUUCCACCGCUUCUUCGAAAUAAACUGACCAAAUCGAUGAUGGCCAAACAAAAGCCAGAAUCGACUGAUAAAACACCGGCCAGCAAAUCAAAUGACGCUUCGUUAAUGAUGAUGGCUGCAGCAUUGGCCAACAACAAUGCAUUUUUGCCACUGUCUGUGUAUGGGCCAUGGUGGACUCCAGAAUCGUACACAUUCAUACAACAGCAACUGCUCAAAGCUGCCGAAUCAUCGAACCAUCCCGUCUUUGAAAAUGGCAAUGCGGCAUACUUGCCUUCGUCAUACUACACGAAAGUGACCGGCAAAGAACAAGCUCAUCCCACCACAUAUCCAACAACAAAACAGCUGUUCAAGACGGGCAAAUCGCUGAGAUCCGCAAACAUCACGACAUCAUCACAGUCACGACCCAAGACGAUAAAUCGCAAGAAUCAUGCGACUAUAUCGACUAACGCAAACGUCUACGUCCCCGAUGAGCUGUUUGAUGAUCACCAGGCUUUGACCGAUAGUCGACAACAGCAGAGAAACAAGAAUCACGAAUCAUCAGGUCAUCGACCGAGCAAUCGAGAUAUGGCGAUUGUCAAUGGCACAACGUUGAGUAUUGUCGCAAAAAAGACAAACGAACAUCGUGGCAAGUCACCGCCAGAUGAUCGUUUUACCUCGACUGUGUCGGCGUCAAUGAUGGUCGGUCGGUUUACCGCACCCAACAUGACGGAAGCCAGUACGACAUUGAAUCGCGACUACGAAUCGGAAUCGAAAUUGAUCGAAUCGAGCAGCAGUAACCACAGACGGCGAAUCAAGUGAAUGAAUGCCCAACUGUGGACUAUUUAUUGAGAAUUCCCUUGUACAUAUCAAGUGACAUUCCUGUUGUGUCUGUCAAUCGAUUUGGUUGAUUCGAUCGAUUAUGCUUGAGUUAUAAUAUAAAAGUUUUGAAAAUAAAAAUUUCAACUAAUCUCAA
This is a messenger RNA of Dermatophagoides farinae (American house dust mite), 2464 nucleotides long. RefSeq lists its product as uncharacterized. The record is from RefSeq and is a predicted model, not a curated record. Gene Ontology annotation, molecular function: chitin binding. NCBI's taxonomy places the organism in Eukaryota, Metazoa, Arthropoda, Arachnida, Sarcoptiformes, Pyroglyphidae. Gene Ontology annotation, cellular component: extracellular region.